Messenger RNA from Trichobilharzia regenti, 3833 nucleotides. Lineage: Eukaryota; Metazoa; Platyhelminthes; Trematoda; Strigeidida; Schistosomatidae. The record is from the annotation of a GenBank genome assembly.
CAACUUCAUACAUUGGAUUUCGGCAGCAUUUCAAACUUCAUGGAAAGGCAUAAGUUGAACUCACGUUAUCGCUCGUUGAAACGGAUAUACUGACAUGCGCUUAUGCUUACUUGCUUUGACAUGGCUUAAUUUUUUCUCUGCAGUACUCAGCAGCUAUGAAGAAUACAUUAUACUACCUGUCAAUUCAAAUUACUGUCAGGAUCAUCCUUUUUUCCGAAGAUUUUCACUCUCACGGCAAAUGAGUUUUGUAACUGGUGUGUACAACUCAUCGUGGAACAAUCUGCUGUAUGCUUGUAAAAUCAAAGUAUAUCCAAAUGGAAGACUGCUUCAUUAUUCCUACCCCGAAGGACAUACAUCCUAUUGGUUUCACAGACUCAAAAUUUCUAUCAAUUUUACUUCUUGUAAUGAUUUUUUAACUGUUGGAUUUAUCCCUGAAGAAAUUACACAACCAUCACUGUUACCAUAUGAACAAAAUAUUACCUGUACCUCAAAAUUCCCACAAAUUAUUGAUUCCAAGCAUCGUAUUAUAUCACUUGUUUGGUAUACAGAAUCUGGUUCAAUUGAUGAGAUUAAUUCCCAGCUAGAUGUUCAAAUGUCAGCAUAUAUGAGGUUUGAAGGAAGUUUCAAUCUUAUCGACAAAAUGCGUAGAUGUGAAGUAGGCUCCGGAUUUUGGUGUGGAAAUCAAACAGCUGUCUGUGUAUAUGGUCAAAUGCGUUGUGAUCAAGCCGAUGGUUGUUUCGAUGGGGGAACAGAUGAAAUUGGUUGUCCACCUGUUCGUAAUUAUACAUAUGUUCAACCAAGACGUCCAGUAAGCAGUUGGUCAGUAUACCUACCAUGGACAGCCUUGGGACUCAUUCCUUUGAUACUGAUUUUUGCUUUGGGACUUAUAUGUGCUCCUCGAAAGUCCCUGGAUGGUCUUGACGAAGAUGAUGAUGAUGGUGAUGAAAGUCAAGAAGGUGAAGGUUUGAAAACAGUUUUCUCCCCAAUGACUUCGUCGUCAGCUGCUUCGCCUAGUUUAUCUGCAUCUAGUUCACCCAGAUCAAUACAGUCGAUAGCUGUUUGUUCAAAUGGUGAAAAAGUGAUUGUCUGUGAUUCUGAAUUGACACGAUCACUUUCUCAUCCAAGUUUAUCUGAUAUGGUUCGUGCAUCACUUGCUAAUAAUAAUAAUAAUAAUAAUACUAAUGAAAAUCAUAAAAGACAAUCGUAUCAACCGGGUUAUAAAGUUGAUAUGGAAGAGGAGAAUAAUGAUUCCUAUCAUCAACAAAAGAAAUCUAAUUACAAUUUAGAAAAUGAUGACUUACCUCCAGAUUAUAAUAGAGAUACUCAAAAUUGUAUGAAAGAACAUUCAGUUGGAUAUUUCAAUGAGAUUCUGAAACCGCCAAAAUCUAGAGCUGUCACGUUUCAGUUGCCUGAAAAGUUUGAUCAAAAAUCAGUAACAGAUUUAUAUCAAGAAAUGAAUAACUCAGAAGUGAAGAAGCCAACAACACAUGAGAGUCAUGUAAGUGAUGCUCAUCAACAAAUCACACAACCAAUUCAUACACCAAAACAAGGGAAAGCAAAUAAUAAAUAUGAGAGUCGGGCUAUACCAGCUUCAUUUGAAAUGGCUGCUUUAAGGAUGAGGAGUAUAAACAAUGCGAGAGAAAAUAAAACAAACCACAGUUUUAAUCUUAACUGUGAGAAUGGAAGCAAUUGUCCCCCAAAUACUUUCGAAACGGUGGGUCAAUGUAACAACCCUCAGAAUCAUUCAUCUUUAUCACUACAGAACAAUUCGGAACAUUUUAUUAGCAAUGAAGACAAUCUCAGUGAGUAGUAGUUUCUCGUUGACUAAUGUAAAAGUUCUUUUUUUAUUUGAAGCAAAUUUUUUUUGCCUAAUUGAGAAGCAUUCAUUCCAUCACUGAGAAUACAGAAUUAAAUUUACAUGAAUUAAACGUCAAGUAGAAUUUGAUUUUGGGUACAAAUCUUUCCCAAUACAAUAAAACUCAGUCAUGUAGAAAAAAUCAGCUACUGGACCAGCUAGGAAAGUCAUACACAGAUAGUAAAUAUUCGUACCUCAAACCAAUGUAUGGUUGAAUUAAACAACAGACUCCUUUCUGAAUGGCACCAUUCCAAUAUUUCUUUCAAGCUUCAACUUUGCAGUCACAUUUCCUUCGAAGCUGAAAGACCUAGUGGUUUUGUGAAAAAUACCAGUGAUUUCGCAUACAAAACAAUCAUCAAUCUCAGUCAACUUCAUCAGAAAGUGAUCGUGAAGAUGUGACACCAUUCAGACGCAUUGAAAACUCUACUUCAGUGAAUAAUCAUGAAAAAUUAAAUGGUUUACAAAUGCAUACUGAAAAUACAAGUAUUAAUCAUAUUAAGGGCAAAAAUCAAAAAUCAAGUUUACGAAAACAGCCAUUAUUAUCAUCCUCAGCAACACCAUCCGCGAACUCGAAUCAAAAAACCUCAAUCCUAGUAACAACUAAGGAUCCAUUGAUGUCAAGUGGUGAACAGCAUAAUUCUGAUUACGUAUUAUUAUGAAUAAAAACCAGUGUAAAUAUAUCUAUAUACAUAGUCUAUACAUAGUGUAUAACAUUUUGCUGGCAUUAAUGUUGUCACUUUUGUGUUAACCCACUCACUUCAUACAACAUCCCGUUGACUCUGUGCAUUUCAUAUAUAUAUAUAUAUAUAUAUAUAUAUCUUAGCAUUUUACAACAGAUUGUUUGCUAUCAUAAAAUUCUAUGAAACAUUAUAAUUGAUGGCUUAUACAAGUAGAUAUGCAUUCACAAAAAUCAACAAUCUUCAUUGUGUUCUAUUUUCAUUUUGAUUUUGUCUUUGUUUUUUUCAAUAAUCUUUUUUUUUCGUCUUUGUCAAUUGAUCAUGAUGAUGAUGAUAUCAAAUGCUGCCUAUAUAUUUUUAAUUUUCACAAGUUGAUUGAUCAUGUCAACAUGUUUUAAUGGGAUUAUUUUUCAGAUUUUUAUGAAUAAAAAACACAUACAUGUCUCAUACUCUACUACCACUAUUAGUACUAUAUAUUUCUUCUACUCUAAAAUAAGUUUAUUUCUCGCAUUCUACAAAAGUUAAUUCACAGUUAGCUCUUCUUAUUUGUCAACUGAAGAGUUUUCAUGCUGAGGGAAUUGUUGACAAACAGUCAAACUACUACUACUUGACAAAGAAUAAAUAGUAUGAGGAAAGAUGAUGAAUGCAUAUUGCAAACUGUACAAAAUUUGUCAUAUUUCACAUUACAUCUCAUAUGGAAAUGAUGUUUAAAAAAACAAAAAAAUUAAGAACUUUUAAACAAAUGUCAGUUGGUAGAUGGUUGGAGGUAAUUGAUAAGUAGCCUUACUUGCAUCCUAUCACCUCUAACCAUCUAACUAAAAGCAUUUUACAGUGUAGUAUGAUGGCCAAACCAAGUGGCACCUAGCAUGGUUGCUGUGGUGGUCACAUUGAAUUCAGUUUACAGCCCAAAGGACGCAUGACUGACUAUCUAGUGUCCAAAUAAAUGUCAGUAAUUGUGAAAGUCACAAAAAACUAAAGCAGAACAAUGAAUAUAAAGUGAAUAGACACAAAAAUAAAUUAGAUGUUGGUAUAAGAAUGCAGUAACAAAAGUGAUGAGUUGUCACAAACGAUUGUUAAGGAAGAGUUACACGAUAACAUGAAUAGUUUGAUGAAAAAGUUGUACUCAGGGUGUACAUGAAAACAAAAUAACAUAUGGAAUUACGUAAGAGUUUCAAGUGGUUAGAAACAUAUAUCUCUCAAGAUGAUAAUAAAGUUAGGUUUAGUCUACAAAACUGAAAUCCAUCGCUUUUCACCUACAGACAAUAAAUAUUUGCAAUUUAGUAGUGUUCUCUGAGCUGGUU